AAACGAGGUUUUUGUUUUGAAAGGAAGUACAAAGCCACAAAGUGAGGUUAUUUUAAAAAUUAAUAUUAAUAAAAACAACAUAAAUUUAUAAUUUUAUAGAGUAAUUAAGAAUAACUACUAAGUAACGAUAAAAAAUUACCUUUUAAUAGAAUUACUUCUUUAAAAGCACGACUUUUAUGAACGCAAGACAAAUAACGAUGAUUUUUUUAAAGGCUUAAAAAUUGAAUAUUUUGAAAAUACAAUUUGAAUAGUUCUGUAACUGUAAAUAUGCAAGUAUCAGAAAUAGAUAAUGUUAAAAUUUAUAAUCUUAGUGCAGGAAAGGCUCUACCAGAAUGGUUAACAGAAAGAAAGAAACGCACACUCUUGAAGAAAAAUGUAGAUCUCAGGAGAAGAAUUGAACUUAUUCAAGAAUUUGACAUGCCUGGUGUCAGUACUAGUCUGCGGGUUUCUAAGGAUGGACAAUAUAUCAUGGCCACAGGGAUUUAUAAACCAAGAAUAAAAUGCUAUGAUGUAAACAAUUUAUCACUUAAAUUUGAGAGGUGCCUAGAUUCAGAGGUUGUAACAUUUGAAAUUCUGAGCGAUGAUUAUUCUAAAAUAGUUUUUUUACAAUGUGACCGUUAUGUUGAGUUCCAUGUGGGACAUGGUCGGCAUUACCGGCUCAGGGUGCCUCAUUUUGGUAGAGAUAUGAAAUACCAUCGACCAUCAAGUGACCUUAUUGUUGUAGGAUCCUCAAAUGAAGUAUAUAGGUUAAAUUUGGAAUUAGGUCAAUUUUUAGCUCCUUAUGUGACAAAAGCAACUGAGAUAAACUGUUGCAGUGUAAAUGAGGAGCAUGGUCUACUUGUGUUUGGCACACAGAGUGGUCACAUUGAAGCUUGGGACCCUCGCACUAAGUCUAGACAGGGAAUAUUAGAUUGUGCAUUACAUUGUUCAGAUACAGACUAUAAAAACAACAGCGUCCCAGCUAUAAGUGCCUUAAAAUUCAAUGGAGCGUUAGAGAUGGGCGUAGGCACAUCAUCAGGCCACAUCCUGAUAUAUGAUAUAAGAUCCAGCAAGCCUCUUCUGGUUAAAGAUCACAUGAACGAAAUUCCUAUAAAAUGUAUAGAAUUCCAUAAACAGAUGAAUUAUGUUUACUCUAUGGAUGCUAAUGUUGUCAAAAUUUGGGAUAAAUAUUCUGGAAAACAGUACACCAACAUAGAAUCAUCGGUAGAUUUCAAUGAUUUAUGUGUGAUUCCAAAUACAGGGCUAACUAUGAUGGCAGUGGAGGAUCAAAAAAUGCAAAUUCACUAUGUACCAUCAUUAGGCCCGGCUCCCAGAUGGUGCGCCUUCCUCGACAACUUGACUGAGGAGAUGGAGAGUUCAGCCUCGCAGACAGUAUAUGAUGACUACAAAUUCGUGACCAAACAAGAACUUGAAUCUCUCGGCCUGGAUCAUUUACUUGGCACAAACUUGCUGAGAGCCUACAUGCAUGGAUAUUUUGUGGAUGUGCGAUUAUAUAAGAGAGCAAAAUCGAUCGCUGAUCCGUUUGCUUUUGAAGAAUACAAAAAACGCAAAAUUAGGGAGAAAAUUGAACAAGAAAGACCGUCGAGGAUCAAAGUUGAAGACAACUUGCCCAAAGUCAACCGAGACUUGGCGUCUCGCCUCUUGGAGACUGACACGCGGAAGAAAAAGCAGUCUGCUAAUUUACUUAAAGACGAUAGAUUUAAGGCUCUGUUUGAAAACCCCGACUUCGAGGUGGAUAAAUCGGCCGACGAGUAUCGCUUGCUUAAUCCUGUACUGUCGCGACUCGACAAGAGCAAAGAGAAGCCAAGAGCGGAGGCACAACAUAUGGAGACUGAGGAAGCAGAAGACAAGGAUUCCGAUCGCGAGUUGUAUGAGUCCAGCAGCGACAGUUCUGACGAUGAACGGACGUGGGCAAAAGAUGUCAAAAAACAACACAAAAUCAUUCGACGCCAAAAACAAGACGAGGACGAAGAUGUUAAUGAUAAUGAUGAAAAAGUAUACGAAUUCAACAAAGCCCCUAGAACUACUAAUAUUAGAAGUAUUGUUCAAGUGAGCAAAAAGAGUUUAGGAGACAGACUAGCUAAAGAAGGCUCGGCUGUGGUGGCUAGCGUAGGUGGAAACAGAGAAAUGAAGUUUUCCAUGAGAGAUAAGAAAAGGCCGUCGGAAAUUCAGAAGAAAAUGAAAAAGCACCACGAGGAAAGACGACAGAUAGUAAGACGAACUGGGUAUUUGACUAAAAAGAAACUGCCUAAAAUUAAAGAUAUGAGCAAUAAAGUGGCUAAUGAGCUUUUAUUUCAAUGCAUAGCUAGUGAUCUUCUGGAUAGCCAUGCACUAGGCAACGACAAGCUGUGUGUGCCAGCUAUGGAGAGAUCCACUAGAUCUAGUCUUGACGUCAAUAGUGUUGAAAUCGGUGAAAUAACGGAAUCGCCUGAUACUGAGUAUAUGAGCACAUCUGCUAUUUUGCACUAUUGCAAAUCAAAGAUUUUACUUCCGUAUUUAAAACUUCUUACUAUAAUGGGAUUGAGGCCAGUGGUGGAUGCGUCCAAUUCAUCGAAAUACGCAAUAUGUUUUUCACAUUUUCACUCUGCUCAGGUAGCAGUAUUUAUGUUUCUCGGAUAUAUUCUCCAAUACAUGGCAUGUUUCAGACGAGACAGAGGCUUUUGUUAUAAACUAGUCCCCAUGGCGCUCAUGUCGUCAGUAGAAUACGACGCCUACAAGGAAGUGUGUUACGGUAACGUCGCCUUCACAUACAUCGGGCCCAGUGUACUGCAUUUUGCAGGGUUUUUGUACGCGUUGUAUCUCUUCAGAAUAUCUGACAAUGAACAGUUACAAAAUCUUAUGGAAAGAGUAUUCCUGUUAUCUUCAUACACGCCCCAAGGUACGCCCACAGCAAAACCCAAACGUUUGCUACGGACGCUCUGGCUCUUCAUCAUUCUGAGCGUUCUGUGGAUGUGUAUAUCUUUAGUGUCCGUCAAUCUGAUGUUGGCCAAAGGGACGAUUAUUUUCAGAUGGAUGGAAUCGUGUUCGGACGGCACGUUGCUGGGGCUGAAGAUUCUCCUCAUAGUGUGCACGUUGAUCCACGACAUGGUGCAGGCCACCGUCAUCUCCAGCUAUUGUCUGCAGGCGCAACUCCUGCAGGCACACCUCAUGUUUCUGAAGGAACGUCUUCUGAAUAGAACUAUUACACCAUUGAAUUGGAUGAGGGAAAUAGCCGAAUUCCGAAAGCUGCUGAAAUAUCUAAACAACGACUUGGCACCGGCCGUCUGUUUGUUUACAAUCGUCAACAUAUCCUGGGCGGUGUCGGGCAUCAUGUGGCUCCUGAACCUGGACAAAGUGGACAGCGGCACGGAACCCAUCGCAACCCUCAGUGUUCUCAAUCAACUGCUUUGGAUAUCAGCAGUCUUGGUUCCCUUCAUUCAGGCCGCUCGUCUAUCAAAGGAGUGCCGCCACACGCAGUCGGUGGGGCACGAGCUGUGCGCGCGGCCCUUCCUGCACCAGGACACGGCGCAGGAGGACAUCAACACCGUGCUGGCCUUCGCCACCUCGCUGCGCCUGCGCGCCAAGCUGUUCCACUGCCCCGUGGCAGGCCGGUACCUCUGUCUGCUCACCACCCUCACGCUCAUCGUGCUCUUCGCGUUAGGGAUGUGCCAUUAUUUGCAAUAAUUUUAAUAAAAAAUAAUAAUUUAGUCUAUGCUAUUUUUUGUAAAUAGAAUUUUUAUGAAAGCGUA
Messenger RNA from Bicyclus anynana (squinting bush brown), 3728 nucleotides. RefSeq names its product nucleolar protein 10 (gene l(2)34Fd). Gene Ontology annotation, biological process: maturation of SSU-rRNA from tricistronic rRNA transcript (SSU-rRNA, 5.8S rRNA, LSU-rRNA). NCBI's taxonomy places the organism in Eukaryota, Metazoa, Arthropoda, Insecta, Lepidoptera, Nymphalidae. The coding region runs from base 268 to 3663 and encodes 1131 amino acids. The transcript has 18 exons. Gene Ontology annotation, cellular component: nucleus; nucleolus; small-subunit processome. The record is from RefSeq and is a predicted model, not a curated record. Gene Ontology annotation, molecular function: protein binding.